GUAGUAAUUCCAUGACAAGCAGAUACAGAGUUGAGUAUUCAUUAAAGAGCCAUCGAAGAGAUGAGUUCAUUGAGUGGAUUAAGGCCCUCUUAGCGGUGCCGUUCGUGUUACACUCAGACGUUGAGAACUUUUUCCACGGCAGCUCGUUCGGAGAUGUCCAAGAUUAUGAGGAGUUUAUGAAAUCCAAAGAGUUUGAGAUUUCGAAGGAAUGCCAGAAACGGUACUACGAGGUGUUUGAAGACGUGGAGCUGUUGAUAACCAAUACAAUCGAGCUUGGCAAUCGGUCUCAAGCCAAUGGACCCGUACCCCGUCUACGUAAAUUGGUUCCUUCAGUAGGUACUUUCUUCACACCCCUUCCCUUACCUCGAGCGUUUUUGGCUGAAGACAGAAGAAGAGGUAUAAGUAGGAGACGAUUUGUCAGCCCCAGUUUCAAUGAUAUCAGGAACGUGUUGAACACGGCACAGAUAAUGGCAUUGGCCGAUAUCUAUAAAGACGAUACCAUCAAACAUUUGAAGUUGAUCACUUUUGAUGGGGAUGUUACUUUAUACGAUGAUGGGAAGUCGUUGAUGAAAGAUGACCCGGUGGUGGCUCGGCUCAUCGAACUACUUCAUGCGGGCUUCUUCAUUGGCGUGGUGACGGCUGCUGGAUAUCCUGGACAACAGGGAUCAAGUCAGUACUAUUCGAGACUCAAAGGGUUGGUAGAUGCCAUGAACGAAUCCACCUUGUCGAUUCAGCAGCGUCAGAACCUCUUGGUAAUGGGAGGAGAAUCCAACUACUUGUUUCGAUACUCCCAUGAGCUUCAAACCUUCAGGUUUAUCGAUGGUGAAGACUGGUUCUUACCAUUGAUGCUUAACUGGAACAAAGACCAUAUUGAGUACAUGAUGGAGAAUAUCCAUCGACACAUGAUCAACAUCCGGAAAAAGUUUAGUUUGGAUGACGAGUCCAAGACCUCGAUUGUUCGAAAGGAACGUUCCAUUGGUAUUAUUCCCGUCAAUGGGUUCAAAAUUUUGAGAGAGCAUUUGGAAGAAAUCUCUCUUUCGUGCUCUGGAAAGUUAACAGAGCUUUUACUCGAGUUGGCCUCAGACAUAAAGGUGUGUGCUUUUAAUGGGGGUUCUGAUGUCUGGGUAGAUAUUGGAGAUAAAGCAUUGGGAGUGGAAUCUCUUCAAAGCUAUCUCUGUAGAGAUGAGUGGUUGGAUGUGUGUCCUAUUUUGAAGAGUGAGACUUUGCAUGUGGGGGACCAGUUUGCCAGUUUAGGGGCCAAUGACUUCAAGGCUCGGUUGAGUGCUUGUACAGCUUGGAUAGCCAGUCCGCAAGAGACGGUGGAUAUUUUGGAUGACUUGCUCGCGUAUUUAAAGAGUUAGCAGUGUUAGUGAAGUGGGUCAUACAGAGAUGCUGGAAUUAGAGUAGUUGGUGAAGUACGUCAUACAGACACCUUUGGUGGUGAUAAUUUAGUAAUUAUUGUAUAUUUAAUACCUAAUACUCUCUCAAGAUCUGGUUCAACUCAUCUCUCUGCAAACAGUUUUCCAAUUUGAAAGAAGCUGCCAAUUCGUCUAACUCGUCGAAAUCCAACCCCACAAACAAUUCGGCAAACUCGUGUUGAGCAUACUGAGAAAACAACAUAUCCUUGCUGACCCGGUAAAGGUAGUCAUUGAUGGUCCACUGAUGAGGGUAAAUAGCCUUGUGGUGUUUUUCAGGAAUAUUCUUCUUCAUGUGUGCUUCUAAAUCCGCAUACAAUUUGGCAAACUCGGGGUCAAUAUUAUUUCCCCAUCUGUCCAAACCCAACUUCUUCUUCUUCAAGAAGAACUCUCCAAACAAUUGAUACCACUUGGACUUGGGAGAAACGUAUGUAAGGCCCUGAUAGCCAAUAUCCUUAUAAACCCAAAUGGACCAGCUGAUAGGAGACCCAUCCCCAGAGGGAUCUCCCGUCUUGUAGACAGCCAAUUGAUCCUUCAAAACAUUGUAUCUCGCCUUGUUAAUGGUGUGAGGGUCUUUAUCCCCUCUGACUUCACUGGCGUAGACGGGACCAAAUUCUCCAUUCCACACAGGGACAUUCCGAGACUUCAUGAACUCAAUCUUACGCUCAUAUUGCAGCUUGAUCUUAGUCUUUUGCUCACUUGUACCUUGAUACUCGGUUCCUUCCAAGUUGGGGAAUCCGAACGUAGUGUAGUCGUGAAUGGCGUAAACAGCAUUUUUCAAGGGCUCAUCGGGGAAUUGUCUAAAGUCCAUCGCAUAGGUAUUUCCAUCCAAGAACAAAAGGUGGUUAGGGUCGACAGCCCUGAUGGCUUUGUCAACUCUUUCGUAAAAUUUGAUCAACUUGGAGUGGUCCGACACCGCGGGCUCGUUCAAGGGGUUGUAACCUGCCACCCAUUUGUUGUCCUUAUAGUAUUCUGCGAUUUUUCCCCACAAAUUGACCAUCGCGUCUUGGAACACCUUGAAUUCCCAGAACAUGGCAAAGUGAAUUUUGGAGUCUGCGUGCCAAUCCUGGUUCUGUCCACCUGGGGUGGCAUGUAAAUCCAAAAUGGUAUAGAUUCCGUGUUUGGCACAGGUGUCGACGAUCUUGUCCAUUCUUUCAAACCCUUUUUGCUUCACUUCAAACAAGUCACCUUCAUCAUCUAAGAAAUGCCGAUAGUUAAAAGGAAUUCUCAAGCAAUUGAAGCCCAAGUUUUUGAAGAGAAUGGCAUCCGACUCGGUCCAGAAGUAGUCGUAGAAUUUGUCGAAGAAAAAGUCAAACUUUUCCUGGCCAAUCUUACUUUUGAUGACUUGUUUAUGUUCCGUCUCAUGACCAGGAUAUCCGGUAAUAAAAUUCUCCAUGUUCAUAUGACCUCCGGUGGCUGAUCCUUUGAGGACAACCGGGUGGUCGUUCUCAUCGACGAUUUUAGUGCCUUUAACUUUUAAGAAUCCUGCCAUUUGUGUUUUGCAGCU
Yamadazyma tenuis ATCC 10573 is the source of this 2922-nucleotide messenger RNA. It is a transcript of the gene ISN1, whose product is annotated as IMP 5'-nucleotidase. Lineage: Eukaryota; Fungi; Ascomycota; Pichiomycetes; Serinales; Debaryomycetaceae. Gene Ontology annotation, molecular function: magnesium ion binding. The record is from RefSeq and is a predicted model, not a curated record. Gene Ontology annotation, biological process: nicotinic acid riboside biosynthetic process; nucleotide metabolic process; inosine salvage.